AGCAGCCCUGUGUGUAUGUACGUCGUGAGCACGAUAAGCAUUAUGGGUACAGCAUGGGGGUGAGUUGCAUAAGGUUAUCAAAGUGCGACCGUGACAGUGGAGGCUGUUUCAGCCCCGGUCCGUGGCUCAAAGCGUCGCCUGUAACGCUGCGUCCUCCUCGCCCGUGAUGCAGCGCAUCUCCGGCCUCGCAGCAUGCCGGGAGCUCGGCGGCCUCGCAGCGGCCUCACCCGGGGUCUGCGCCUGGAGGAGAGGCCGGACCUGCAGCAAGGAGCCGGCCGUGCCCCGGCGGUGGGCGGAGGUGUGUGUGCGUCCUGCGCGUCCUUUCUGCGGGGACUCCGGAGCGCACGGCUGGAGGCAGUGCGGGCGGAGGGUCGUGUUCGCCGGUCAGACACACAGACUGUACAGCUCUCAACCGGGGAGCUCCGGCGGUCAGCCCGGUGUCUCUGUGGUCGGCAUCCCGGACCCGAUCACAUGGAUACGGUGCAGAGUCGUCAUGUAUCUCAUCAAACUGUACUUCGAGUUAGACCUGGACUCUGUGGAGUUUCACAGAGGAAUAAAGCAGGCUUUGGUUCACGUCUCCAGCUUGAUGUCCAGCGGCAGAUACCACAGGCUGGUGGGGAUCGUGUCCACGGAGAUGAUAGAAUAUGUUGAGCAGAGGUGCGGGUCUCUCACCGACGCGCAGAGACAGCAGCUAGCUGUGGCGAUGGAUGAUAUCGUAUUCGUGCUGCCGGAAGACGUGACUGUCGUCUUUGAUCAGUACGGUAGGAAGUUCUGCAACGUCGUCAUGAGGUUUUGGCUCCUGACCACAAACGAAGGCCCCGAUGACCCCGAAGGCACCAGGAUCUUCAAAGUGGCCUCUAGUGAAGAUGGCGGCCCACAGAAGAAAAUAGUGACAGCGGUCUAUGAAUUCCACCGGGAGCUGACGAGGGGAGCCUCUCCCGACUGGAAGGUCACGACCGUUUGGCACUGGCACUGGAAACUGGCUGAGUGAUUGAGUCAUCAGGACACAACAAGGGAGCUGCGAUUGGCUGAUUUAACCUAUCCAUAAAAGGCAACAAUUAAACUGGACCGCAGGCAAAGCGAGCAGCGGAUUGAUUGUUGAAUAGAUUGACUGUCUAUUAGGAUCACAUGAAACGGGACCCACAGCUGUAACACUGGAGCUGUACAGACAACUGAAGACCUCAGAGCUUUAUAAGUGAACCCACCUUCCUACUUGAAGUCUUCCUCAGACCUGCAGAUGCCUUUUAAAGCCCCCUCCAGCAAUUUAACAUGCUGUACAACUCCUCUGAAUCACCACCAGGUGUUUUAGUUUAAAUGCAGUGUGAACAGAGUGAUGAGGUUACUUGAAAAAGACUUUUAACCUGUUUUUUUUUGUUGUUGUUGUUUUUUUUGCUAAAAAUAUCUGUUGUGCUGCCAAAUAACUUCACUCCAGGUCCACGUGCUAGCUCUAACCAGAGCUUCCAACCACAUCUCACACUCCGCCUCCAUGAAUGGCGUUUUCUCAGUUGGUUGGUCAUCACAUCACAUGACCUACGGUAAGUACAGCACUUUGAUCGUGUAAAAACAGGAUCCUGUAUAUGGACACUGUGUCACAUGACCAAAGUUCUAUACGUACUGUAAGUCACAUGAUGACAACCAAGAAAUUGUCUGUCCACCAUCAGAUUCAGCUGAAAGAAGCAGAAAGUUGAUCACAAGACCAAUAUGUUGCCUCAAUAAAUUGCUUGAUAAAAGCACCAAACUGUA
Messenger RNA from Dicentrarchus labrax (European seabass), 1743 nucleotides. RefSeq lists its product as uncharacterized. The record is from RefSeq and is a predicted model, not a curated record. NCBI's taxonomy places the organism in Eukaryota, Metazoa, Chordata, Actinopteri, Moronidae. Bases 167 to 991 code for a protein of 274 amino acids. Gene Ontology annotation, cellular component: mitochondrial inner membrane. Gene Ontology annotation, biological process: inner mitochondrial membrane organization; protein insertion into mitochondrial inner membrane from matrix. The transcript is spliced from 5 exons. Gene Ontology annotation, molecular function: ribosome binding.